UGCAAAAUGGCAGGCCGGAUGAUCCUGUGCUUAAGAAAGCAAAAGAGAUUGUUUGUAAAAACAUUUGUUGGAGGUACCGGAGUUGUCAUAUUUUGGGCUUCUGUCACAUCAUUAUUAAUGAUCGGAUUUUUCCGACAACAAUGCUCCACCUCCUCUUAUGUUCUCCCUCUCCUGAUGGUCCCCACCAGUGUGAUGGGAAUAUUUACUGGGAUCUUCCUCUGGAUGUUUGUGGGAUUCCUCUGGGAUAAAGAUAUACGGGAUUUUAUGCAGUUUAUGGCAGCUCUAUCUGUCAUCGUCACAUUCAUCUUGGAAUUCAUUUCCUUUGGAAUUGCCAUAUGGAAGAGAGACGACCCGGAUUGUACCAAUCCUUUUUAUGGCUACUCAAUCGGAAUGCCGUUUUCAUUGGGAAUUCUAUUGAUUUUUCUUUAUAUUGUAUUUGGUAUUGAUAGAUAUAAAAACUCUAGAACAAAUCCACUUGAUUAAUUGGAAUAUUAUUUAUGUUCUCAACGUAAAAAUUAAAUCAGUUCGAUAUAUAAAAAUGAAUGUUAUUCACAUAUCAAUGAAACUUGUUAAAGUAUUUCCCUUACCAAUGACAAAAUUGUGUGGGAUCAAGGAAGCAUUGCUUGAAAUACUUACAAAAAUGAUCUUUGAAACUUGAGAGAUAUCUGUAGUGCAAGUGAUUGUAAUUUUUUUCUGCUUG
Molecule: messenger RNA, 700 nt
Organism: Saccostrea echinata
Lineage: Eukaryota; Metazoa; Mollusca; Bivalvia; Ostreida; Ostreidae
Exons: 4
Coding region: 7-483 (158 amino acids)
Source: RefSeq, a predicted model, not a curated record